AUGUCGAUCAAAAGUGUGUUUUCUCUUCUAGUGGUUAUAUUAUGCACCACAGCCUCAGUUAAUGCUCAAUUACCGCAUUUUUCGUUCCCUUUUCCAUUUCCAAAUCCAUUUCAACCGAGUCCUGGUAUGCCUGGAAUUCCGGGAUUCCCUUUUAUAGAAAUAACCAAAUGUUGGUCAACAGUUAUGAAUAUGCCGGGAUGCUUUGCGGAGAUCAGACAAGCCGUGAUGACCGGUAAAUUUGACAGCAUAGGUCCAGUUUGUUGUAAAGAUUUACUAGAUGUUGAAGCUAACUGCACACCGAAUCUUCCCAUGAACCCGUUUUUCCCACCUAUGCUAAAACAACAAUGCGUCAAAAGUGCUGAUCCUCCAACCACCGCACCCUAG
This is a messenger RNA of Camelina sativa (false flax), 384 nucleotides long. RefSeq lists its product as uncharacterized. The record is from RefSeq and is a predicted model, not a curated record. NCBI's taxonomy places the organism in Eukaryota, Viridiplantae, Streptophyta, Magnoliopsida, Brassicales, Brassicaceae. Gene Ontology annotation, cellular component: extracellular region; vesicle. Gene Ontology annotation, biological process: regulation of double fertilization forming a zygote and endosperm; regulation of protein localization to cell surface; double fertilization forming a zygote and endosperm.